Molecule: messenger RNA, 1600 nt
Organism: Mus pahari (shrew mouse)
Lineage: Eukaryota; Metazoa; Chordata; Mammalia; Rodentia; Muridae
Gene: Sepsecs
Product: Sep (O-phosphoserine) tRNA:Sec (selenocysteine) tRNA synthase
Exons: 11
Coding region: 4-1518 (504 amino acids)
Biological process (GO): conversion of seryl-tRNAsec to selenocys-tRNAsec; selenocysteine incorporation
Molecular function (GO): O-phosphoseryl-tRNA(Sec) selenium transferase activity; tRNA binding
Source: RefSeq, a predicted model, not a curated record
GUCAUGAACCCCGAGAGCUUCGCGGCCAGCGAGCGGCGGGUGUCUCCGGCUUACGUGAGGCAGGGCUGCGAGGCUCGGCGCGCCCACGAGCACCUCAUCCGGCUGCUUCUGGAGCAGGGCAAGUGUCCAGAGGAUGGCUGGGAUGAAAGUACCCUCGAACUCUUUCUGCAUGAGCUUGCACUCUUGGAUAGCAACAAUUUCUUGGGUAACUGUGGUGUGGGAGAAAGGGAAGGGAGAGUAGCCUCUGGUUUGGUUGCUCGCCGUCAUUACAGGUUCAUCCAUGGAAUUGGACGAUCCGGUGAUAUUUCUGCUGUGCAACCAAAAGCUGCAGGCUCUAGCCUCUUGAACAAAAUUACUAAUUCUUUGGUGCUUAAUGUCAUAAAGCUGGCUGGUGUUCAUUCAGUGACCAGUUGCUUUGUAGUUCCUAUGGCAACCGGGAUGAGUCUAACCUUGUGUUUCCUAACACUACGGCACAAAAGACCGAAGGCCAAGUAUAUCAUAUGGCCCCGGAUAGACCAGAAGUCCUGCUUUAAGUCCAUGGUCACUGCAGGGUUUGAACCCGUGGUAAUAGAAAAUGUAUUGGAGGGUGAUGAGCUGCGCACAGACUUGAAAGCCGUGGAGGCUAAAAUCCAGGAGCUCGGGCCUGAGCACAUCCUGUGCCUUCAUUCGACCACAGCCUGCUUUGCGCCAAGGGUGCCUGAUAGAUUAGAAGAACUGGCUGUGAUUUGUGCUAAUUAUGACAUUCCACAUGUAGUCAACAACGCUUAUGGAUUACAGUCUUCAAAGUGCAUGCAUCUCAUUCAGCAGGGGGCUCGGGUUGGUAGAAUUGACGCUUUCGUUCAGAGCUUGGACAAAAAUUUUAUGGUUCCAGUAGGUGGUGCUAUAAUUGCUGGUUUUAAUGAUCCCUUCAUUCAGGACAUCAGCAAGAUGUAUCCAGGAAGAGCCUCAGCCUCGCCGUCCUUAGACGUCCUCAUCACCUUGCUGUCACUGGGCUGCAGUGGCUACAGGAAGCUGCUGAAGGAGAGAAAGGAAAUGUUUGUCUAUUUGUCCACCCAACUAAAGAAGUUGGCAGCGGCCCACAAUGAAAGACUACUGCAGACACCUCACAACCCUAUAUCCUUAGCUAUGACACUUACGACGAUAGAUGAACACCAUGACAACGCUGUCACUCAGCUUGGCUCAAUGCUUUUUACCAGACAGGUGUCUGGAGCCAGGGCUGUGCCUCUGGGGAACGUGCAAACUGUGAGUGGCCAUACUUUCCAAGGCUUCAUGUCCCACACAGAUAAUUACCCCUGUGCUUACCUCAAUGCGGCAGCGGCCAUCGGGAUGAAGAUGCAGGAUGUGGACCUGUUCAUAAAGAGACUUGACAAGUGCUUAAACAUAAUAAGGAAAGAACAGACUAGAGCAAGUGCUGUGUCUGGAGCUGAUGAUAACAAAGCUGAAGAUGCGGGUAUUGAGGAAAUGGCUUUGAAACUGGAUGAUGUGCUUGGUGACGUGGGCCAGGGCCCUGCUUUAUGACACAGGGCUCUUUUUGACAGUUCAUACAAUAUAUGUAAAGUUUUUGAAUCAAGAAUUUUAUAGAGAGUAUUCUGUCAAGGAA